Messenger RNA from Zootoca vivipara (common lizard), 6163 nucleotides. It is a transcript of the gene PTPRH, whose product is annotated as protein tyrosine phosphatase receptor type H. NCBI's taxonomy places the organism in Eukaryota, Metazoa, Chordata, Lepidosauria, Squamata, Lacertidae. Gene Ontology annotation, biological process: protein dephosphorylation. The record is from RefSeq and is a predicted model, not a curated record. Gene Ontology annotation, molecular function: protein binding; protein tyrosine phosphatase activity.
UGAAAACACAGAAGCUUGCUCACUCUUUCAGUCGAUUCUAAUAAAGGCAUUGCCCUACUGACUGUGUCCUAAUGUAGAUCAGGGGUAUGUUCACAUUACCUUUUACUCUGCAUCCGGUGAGUUCCUACUGCUAGAUUUUGAAGUCAUAUUCACACGACAUUAGCCAUAUUGAUCCUAAAUUCAACUACAAAAUUGGAUGCGGAUUAAGCAGUGAAUGUAUCCUACCAUGACAGCUUCAUGAAUACAAGUUCUGGGGGUUGUGCAGUUGCAGGGGCAGGGAAACCAAAAAGGUCACGUGCGGAGGAUGAAGAAACCCCUGCCCCUUCUCUGAUGUGAUCAAUACCAUGCAAAUGCGGCUUGAAAUGCAGCAGGGGGGAAUUGACCUUGCUGUGUUUUAGGCCUCUAAUGCAAACAGACUCCACAUCUGCCUAACCGGCGGCCACCCAGAUGUUGUUGGACUACAACCCCCAUCAUCCCUGAUGCUUGCCCAUGCUGGCUAGGUCUGAUGGAAGUUGCAGUCCACAUCACUGUUUAGGGAAGCUUUUGAUCUUUAAGAAAUUAGUGUAUUCUAAUAUUCUGGGGAAACCCAGCCAGAUGGGUGGGGUAUAAAUAAUAAAUUAUUAUUAUUAUUAUUAUUAUUAUUAUUAUUAUUAUUAUUAUUAUUAUUAUUCUUGGAGAGCCACAGGUCAGACCCCUACCCCCGCCCCGGUUUAGGUGUUGAAACAGCAACCUGGGCUACUCUUAAAACUAACAUAUUUACCCACAUCAUUUUAACACAGGGCUGGGGAGCCUGUGGUGCUCUCCAGAUCAUAGAAUUGCAGACUUGGAAGGGACCACGGAGGUCAUCUAGUCCAACCCCAUGUAAGGAAUCCUUUUGCCCAACGUGGGGCUCGAACCCACAACCUUGAGAUGAAGAGUCUCGUGCUCUUACCAAUUGAGCUAUCCCAUUCCAUAUAUUGUUGAACUCCAGGGUUUCUGGCAAGGAGUCGGAAGAUGUCAGGGAUUUGAACUGGCAGCCUUCUCCGUGCAAACCAGAGACAGUACUCUGCCACUAAGCUACGAGAGAGAGAGAGAGAGAGAGACUUAAAAACAAACAAACAAAUCAGCACUCUCCAAGUUUGGGCAAAAUAAUGGGGGAGUUGUUUGCCCAGUGGGUUGCUGCUGGUGGUUUUGCCGCUGGCUGAUUCACUUCCUCCUGAGUUGUGGGUGUGGAAGGAGGAGGGGACAAAGCUUCUGCCCAGCCAAAAGGGAACAGGUGCGACAGCAGGUAGAAAGGAAGAUCAGGAAGAGAGUGGCCAAAGGUGCAUGGUGUCGGGAUGGUAACUCCCUUCUGGGGGAGCUGGGGAUUGUUUACAACCCUGGGGCCUGUUGGCUGAUGGCAUCUCGCAUGCUACGCCCAAGAGGAGGUUGGCUGCCCUUGCUGCUGGUGCUGCUGCUGCUGCUCCUUCAGCCAGGACAACACAGCAAAAAUAAAGAAUCCACAACUACUACAAAACCACCCACAACAACUGCAGAUCCAUGCAAAAACCCUGGGGAAGUCGGUGGACACUUUGUCAUUGUGUACUGUCGCUUGGAUAAUGCAAAUGUCGCAGAAAUUUUCAGAAGACCAGAGGUGAUGGACCAGGAUCCAGGCUGCGUCAACAGCACCAGCCUUCCCCCUCAAUGCCAACAGCUUGUGGAUAAAAACUGUUCCUCACUCGCUGACUGCCUUGUGUGCGAAGAGCCAUGCCCUGUGCAAAACCUCAUCCAAGGGGACCAGACCAACCAUUCUGUAACUCUUCACUGGCAAUACUCCAACGACUGCUGCUACAAGGAGCAUAGAGGCAGCGCUACAACAGUCCCGAAAGCCAGCCUCAGUUACUGCACAGCCAACAUCCCAAAACUGUCGCCUGGGCAGAGCUACAACAUGACAGUGUUCAGAAAACUGGAUGGACAGUGCAGCAAGGAAUCAUCCAUCACUGCCUUCACCUGCCCUUCACCUGUCCCAUACAUCAAUAUACAGAAUCGCACAGUGGACGCAUUGCAGGUUGAAUGGGCGCCACCCGAGGACCCUCAUGCCAGCCGCUAUAGAUACAAGGUCUGCUUGCCAGGGUGCCACAACGCCUCCGGAAACUUGCUUUGGGUGCGCAACCUGACACCAGGCGAGACGUACAGUGUUGAGGUCUUUGCCAUUUCUGCCAACAACGUCUCCAGCGCCAGGAGCACCAAACAGGCCACCACAGCUCCAAACGCUCCCAAGAAUAUACGUGUGUCGCACUGCGAGACCAACAGCAUCCCUGUUUCCUGGCAUCGACCCAAAGACCCCCAUGCCGCAAACUAUUCGUACUGGGUGAGCUGGCGCAGCGGAAAAGGCGCAAACCUGUCGGGGAACAUCUCGGUUGGAGUCGAUCGCCUCAGCUACAACAUCACACCUCUCCUGCCGGGGAUCCUGUACUUAGUGAAGCUGGCCUCGGAGGUCGUCGGGGUUAAGAGCAAAGAAGCCAGCAAAUGGGCUCUGACAUGCCCCUUGCCCCCUAGAGAUUUCAGGGUCCACAACAGCAGCCAGACAGCAAUUGAAUUAUCCUGGAAGAAGCCGAGCUCAGCUUUCAGCAACUUUCAGCUCCGGUGGAAGAACUUGAACGAGUCCAACGACAAAGUAAAGCGUCUUGGCGAUUCCACGGAGACGACUUUGAGAGGUCUCACUCCGAGCUCCAACUACACCUUCACUUUGCUGAGCGUAGCAGAAGGAGAAAACAAGACCGCAUACAGUGUCGGCGUUGUGCAAGAAGGGGCUACAAAGCCGGACCACGUGAAUAAUUUGAAGUGUGAUUCCUCAAUGUGGGGCGACCGUCUGCUAUUGUCCUGGACGUGCCCAGCCAGCAAGGUCAGUAAGUUGCAGGUCUGUCUGUCUGACCAGCUUGUCCGGGAAUGGACGAUCUGCGAAGAGGAGACGGAGAUUGACAACCUGCAACCCGCCUGGAGCUACUUGGUUCAAGUGCAGACGUUCUGGUAUGAGCAGGAGGCAGCGUCCGCCCAGAAGAUGUGCACCACCAGUAACACAGGGGUCAUCCUGGAAACUCUGCUCCCUGUGCUGCUUUUCUCAGCCCUCCUCAGCCUGCUGCUGUUCUAUUUCUGGAGGAAAAGGGCGAAGAAUGUCUUCGAGAAACAGAGAGCAGAUAUGGGAUUGCCUAGAGCCCUGGACUCCGUGCCUGUGUUGGCUUUCCCAGUUUACUGCCAUGAGCGCUUCUCCAACAGCGGCUUUGGUUUUGCCGAGGAAUACCAGCAGCUGCAGGACGUGGGGACAGGACAGCCCCAGAGCGUGGCAGAGAGGCCUGAAAAUCAAGCCAAGAAUCGCUACAGCAACGUUCUGCCGUAUGACCACUCGCGAGUUCAGCUCACCAUCAAAUCUGGAGACCCCAACUCAGAUUACAUCAAUGCAAGCUACAUGCCUGGCUUUGAGAGGGAAAAGGAGUUCAUAGCAGCCCAAGGCCCACUGCCUGGGACUCUGUACGACUUCUGGCGCAUGAUAUGGGAGCAGCAGAUCGUGACCAUGGUCAUGCUCACUAACUGCGCCGAGAACGGACGGGUGAAAUGUGAACGCUACUGGCCUCUGGACUACACACCCUGCACCUACGACAACAUCACGGUGUCCGUCAUCACAGAGACAAUCCUCCCCGACUGGACCAUCCGGGAUUUCACUAUCAAGCAGGUGAACCUAUCCGAGGUCCACCUUGCCAGGCAUUACCACUACACGUCGUGGCCGGACCAUGGGGUGCCCAAGAUCACAAGCACCAUCCUUCACUUCCGAGACCUCGUGAGGGCCCACAUAGAGGAGCACAGAGACGCUGGGCCAGCUCUGGUACACUGCAGCGCAGGCGUAGGCCGGACAGGGACGUUCAUCUCCCUGGACUCCCUACUGCGCCAAGCCCAGGUCACGGGUGAGCUCGGAGUCUUCUCCUUCGUUCGGAAGCUGAGGAUGAACCGUCCACUCAUGAUUCAGACUGAGUCCCAGUUCAUCUUCCUUCACCAAUGUCUCCUGGACGCCCUCCGGCCUCCUCCGCAGAGCGACAGUGAGAAGACAGAGCACACGGCAGUGUAUGAAAACACCUGGGCUCUGCAAGGCUACGAGGUGUCCCGGGUGUGACAGUCUGUCUUCUUUGGCCAUCAUCCCGGCAAGAGCCAAGGAGGCCCAUGUGCCCAAGGGGCGUGGAAACCACAGCAGACUUUGAGAUGUGCUUCCCUAGGGAGGGAGAGGCUGCUUCCUAGAGGAGACGCAAACUCACUUGCGAUCCCUUCCCCUGCCCCAGUUUUGACAUGAUUGUGCCAGCCAGCUGAGGAAGCGAUGAGGUGUGUGUGUGUGUGUGUCUCUCUCUCUCUCCCCACCCCCUUCUCUCUUUGUGGGUUGGAAGUUAAAUUGCACACAUUGUAUCUGUCGGGAACAUACGAAAUGGAAAUGUGGAGGACCCACCUUAGGACUGAGAAGCUGAGAGGAGCCUAAAUGGUCUUGCAGCGACCUGUCCUUUGGCUUUAUGGGUGAAAGGCAGGUACGAAAUUUUACAAAGAAAAUGAAAUAACCAAUCAGCACACAUAUAUCUGAGGAUACGACUGUAGUAGCUCUUCUGUAGCAGCUCUGGAGGCAAAUGGUAGCUUCAUGUGUGUGGGAGGGAGGUGAUUUUUGGUGGGGGAACGUAAUGGGGGACUGGGACAAGCCCCCCAUUUCCCCACUGCACCACUCUAACAGCCUAUCUCAGGCUUCCCAGGGUAAGGAGAAGUACAGGAGGAGAAUCGCACACACAGGAUUCAAAGAUGUGCUUAAUGUAACCCCUGGGUUGGCCAGGGGUUAAAGUGGGUGGGGGAGAGGAAAAGAAGAGGCAUCUAGCAAAUGAAAUUAGCAGGAUCUACCAUGAAGAAACUUAUAAUAAGCUUAAUCAAAAGCAGGGAAGCCUCCAGAAGUGUAGAGAGCAGACAUUGGGUGAUGAUUGGCAACCACUUGUCCUAACUAUAGGAAGGCAAACCCACUUAGCUCAGUUGUUUAGAGCGUGGCGCUGAUAAUGCCAAGGUUGCAGGUUCAAUCCCUGUAAGGGCCAGCUGCAUAUUCCUGCAUUGCAAUGGGGUUGGACUAGAUGAUCCUCAGGGGCCCUUCGAAUUCUAUUAUUCACCCCAAGAAGAAACAAAAUCAGCUUUGUCUAUAAGUCCGCAGCAUUGGACUUGAGAGCCAGUGUGGUGUAGGGGUUAGUGUGUCGGACUUGCGCUCCUUGGAGGAAAAGCGAAAGAUAAACACAAUAAAUAAAUGAAAGAUAAAAUUGACUAAACCACAAGCAGAUUAAGUGGCCCGCAUGUUUGUUGCAUAUUGACGAUAUGGUGAUGAGAUCCACUGUAGUGUUUACAGAAAGAAUCUUUGAUUCAGGAGCCUUUGGCUCAGCCAUGAAGCUCACUGGGCCUGCGCCAUCUCAUCCGCACUAUUUUAUCCAAGCUCCCAGGGUUGUUGUGAAGAUAUAUUGAGGAGGGGCGGGGGUGGAAUGCCACGCACAAAGUCCUGAGUUCCCUGGAGGAAAAGUAAUGAACAAAAGCGGAAGGGAUUGGAGAGGAUGAAAUUCUUUUCCUGUGUGCAAAAGAUUUCUUGUAUCAUCCCAGAGAGGUGAUUCUCAUUUGCCGCAGGAGUGCAGAUUCACACAAGCCCCACAACAGAAAUCCCCACAACAACCAGAGCCAAGAUGAGGAUUGCAACAGCUCACCCACAUGGUUUUCAAGGACAGGUCAUACAAAGGGGGUUGGUGCAAGUUCAGUAUGAAAAUCCUCAGUAGAUAAAACCUCCUCAUGGCUUCUGGUAUUCUAGAUGCCUAGUCUUCUCAAGCUCAUGUCUUGAAGCCCUGUCAGUUUCCCUCCAAUCAUUGUUUAUACAAAUUAGGGCUGUCGCCAAACCGAAGAAAUUUUACAAAUGGACACCCCACUGAUUGUAGACUUCGCUGGAGGUGUAGGAUUGCAGCCACAGCUGGAUCACUGUGUGCAUUUGGGUCAGCUAAUCAGUUGAUUAAAUCUACAUUGAUUUGCGUAUGAGUAAGCCAAUACCACCAGGGGGGGGGAGCAUAAUUCUGAUUUAUUUUGGGGUUUUAGAUGGUUUAUCUGAAUCUACUUAUGAAUCACUUCCCAUAAAAGAUCUCAAAACAAUUUCACAGCAAAAACA